AUGGCGGAUGGGGAAACGCUCCAUGACUUUCAAUGUGUGCCGAUGCUUUUUCCAAGGGACGCUGCCGCCCUUAUUCCUGCGAGACGCAGGCCUCGCCGAGACGCCGACAACAGUUCCCGCGCACCUCCUGCCCUGCAACUUCACCCUGCAACUGUGAGGACCCUAUUCAACUCCCUGCAGCCAGCGACGAGGCGUGCUUACAUGGCUAAGUGGGUGGAGUACGCCGCCUACGUCUUGGCAGGGCGGCGAGGAGAAUGCCCCUUUGAUGCUACACCGUCGACCCUGGUGAACUUCCUGCAAUCUCUGCUCUCGCGGGGCCUGGCUUUCUGUUCUCUGCACGCCUAUCUAGCGGCCAUCGCCUUCGUCUGCAAGCUACACGGUAGGAGGGACCCAACACGACAGUUCCUGGUCCCUCAACUCCUCAAAGGGGCACGUAACUCCGCACAGCGGGCCCCUGCGCGGCGUCUCCCUGUGACGAGGAGCCUCCUGCAUCGCCUGCUGCGAGCACUGGAAGGCGUACGUAACUCUACCUAUGAGAAGUCUUGCUACAGGGCGCUCUUUUCCCUGGCUUUCCACGCCUGCCUACGCCCGGGUGCGGCAGUCUACGUGGAGCGUGGAUGA
Procambarus clarkii (red swamp crayfish) is the source of this 621-nucleotide messenger RNA. Lineage: Eukaryota; Metazoa; Arthropoda; Malacostraca; Decapoda; Cambaridae. The record is from RefSeq and is a predicted model, not a curated record.